GACCACUUCUUUUUCCUAGCACCAUAAAAGCUUCAUUUCAGUUAGGUUUUAAGUGCUGUCCAAAAAACAAAAAGAAAAAAAAAAAUUUAGGUUUGAGGUUUUACGCGCACACAGAAACAGGGACGGAGAAAGAGAGAGGGGGAAAAAAAAAAAAAAAAAAUGGAAGCUCCAAAGCAGCUAUCGGCUGAGUCCCAGUCCAUAUUCAGAGAAGGAAUUGGUCUGGUUCUGUCACAGUGGUCGGCGCUUCGAAUGGCCGUCGAGAACGAGUGGGGUGGGCGUGACUCACGCAGCAAAGCGGAGCAACUCGGUUCCGAUAUCUUCUCCUGGUUCACUCAGUCUAAAGAGCCUCUCUAUAUAGAUGAUUUAGAAAACAUGCUUGACGAGGGUAUUGAAAGUGCCUUCAAUGCUAUCCUCGAUGAUGGCAGCGUUGAGGAGGUAGCUGAAAAACUAAUGAUUAUGCAUGAAGAAUGUUUGGAUGGUAAUUUUAGUUCUAUUGGAAGUCUUAGGGAAACCAGUCGUAAGAGAGUUGCACAUCCUCAUGUCAGACAGGUUGUGAAUGAGGAUGAGGACGAUGACGAUGAUAGUGAGGAUGACAACAAUGAUAUUAGAGAUGGUAACAGGGCUAGUAAUGAUUCUUCUGAAAUGAUGAUUGAUGCGCCACAAUCAGUGUCAAAUAUGAUUCCUACAAACAUGCCUGUGGCUGAGCCAACGCCCAAGGUUGAAGAAGAUGGAUGGACGGUAGUUGGACGGAGACGAAAUAGUAGGGGUAAAAGGAAUUAGGUUGAACCAGUAAAUUUUCUGGAGCCAGCCCCCUUGUUCACUAUACCUUUUGGAUUUUUAUUUUCUUGUUUCCUUUUUGUUCUGGGAGAGGGUUUUGCAUAUAUUUUAUGAUGGCGUUCUAUUUAUUAUGUAAACCUGUUUGUCUAGUAAUCAAAGAGUUGCGUACUGAUAGUAUGUUUAACUAA
Messenger RNA from Ziziphus jujuba (common jujube), 965 nucleotides. RefSeq lists its product as uncharacterized. The record is from RefSeq and is a predicted model, not a curated record. Gene Ontology annotation, cellular component: nucleus. The coding region runs from base 160 to 780 and encodes 206 amino acids. NCBI's taxonomy places the organism in Eukaryota, Viridiplantae, Streptophyta, Magnoliopsida, Rosales, Rhamnaceae. The transcript is spliced from 4 exons. Gene Ontology annotation, biological process: maturation of SSU-rRNA from tricistronic rRNA transcript (SSU-rRNA, 5.8S rRNA, LSU-rRNA).